AUGAGUAGGUUAUUUACUAAAACAAAGAAGAAACCUUUAUUUUUUAACAAACAACCACAAAUUGAAUAUAAUAAACAAGAAAAUGAUAUUGAAAAAAUCAAAUUACAUGAUUCAAACAAUGGUUUUAAUCCACUUAGUAUAAUAAAAGAAGAGGGAUUUGAUAAUAGUGACACAAUGAAGUGGUUUGACAAAAUGACAACUGACAGUGGAGAAGUGUUAUUAAAAAAUGAAAGUACCAGUAUUAAAAGUUUCAACAGUAUGACUUCAUUUCAAUUUUCACCAGAAGAAGAUGAAAUAGUCUCAAAUAAGAUGGAUGAAACUAUCCAACCAAAGGUGUUUACAGAAGCAAGAAAUGAAAGAGUUAUUUUAGAACAAACACAAAAAUCAGAGAAAGAUGAGAACCAAGUAAUUGAGGCAAAAGAAAUAAAGUGUAUUGAGAAUCCAAUCAAACAAGAAACAGACAAAGAAAUAAAUAAACCCAAAAAACAAUCUCAAGUUAAACCAAAAGAAAAUAAGAGAUCAAAUUUCCAUAUUUCAAUGAAAAGAUUUGAAUUUAAAAAACCUAAUUUAAUUUCAAAACCACUGAAAGAUCGAAUGAAAGAUUCAACUAAACAAAUCAGUGAAAAAUCUAUUCAUAAAUCUUCAGAUAACUACAACUUUCAACUAAAAGUAGAUCUAAAAGAAAAAGUACCAAACAGAAAUCAAAGUACUAAGAAUGUAGAACUAGAAAAAGAGCUAAGAAAAGAGUCAGAAGAAGGUUUUAAAAAAGUAUCUAAUAUUAAGAAGAUUAUGAAUUCUCCAGAUAACACAGAACCUAUAAGAAAUUCUAACAAUAAUGAAAUUAAUAUAAACCAAAAAGAAGUUGAAGAACAAGUAGUUAUUCAACAAGAAGAGAAAAAAGAGAUGUAUUCAUUGAAACGUAAAAUAGAAAUAAAGAAGAAAAGAAAA
Entamoeba dispar SAW760 is the source of this 948-nucleotide messenger RNA. RefSeq lists its product as uncharacterized. Lineage: Eukaryota; Evosea; Mastigamoebida; Endamoebidae. The transcript has a single exon. The annotation marks the transcript as partial. The record is from RefSeq and is a predicted model, not a curated record.